This is a messenger RNA of Paramecium tetraurelia, 3324 nucleotides long. RefSeq lists its product as uncharacterized. The transcript has 3 exons. The record is from RefSeq and is a predicted model, not a curated record. Lineage: Eukaryota; Ciliophora; Oligohymenophorea; Peniculida; Parameciidae.
AUGAUAAAUAAUUCAUUAAUCAAAGUACAAGUGCAAGAAUUUAAUUCCCCUACUAAACCUUAGAGGAGACUUAUUAAUCAAAGAAUUAAACCUUAUAUUUAAGCCUACGGAUUAUCCCCAGAUCUCUUCGAAAUGAAAGGUAAAUCCGUUGUUUACAAAAAUAACAAUCCAAAUAACUAAAGUUAGUAAAAUAGAAGUGUGAUGUCAAUCAGAUCCAGUACUAAGAAACCAUAUCAAAAAAUAUCUAUUCAUAGACCAUAAACAGCCUCGCUACAGUUGCCGAAUAAUUUUGACUUACCAAUCACGAAUAAGUAUGCUAAUCUAUUCAAUGAAAUAAAGAAUGCUGAAAAUAAGCCACAGUUUCAAUAUCUUUAAAAAGCUGAAAAAUCAUUGAUUUUUGAGGAGGUAGAUGAAAGAUCAGAGUAAAGUAUAAUAAGGAAGUAUGAUUCAAUGUUAAAGAAUAUAGCACAUCUUGAAAAGGUUAAACAAUAGAAAAUCUAAGAGUUAGAAAUGUUACAAAGCAAAAUAGAUGAAGUUAAAAAUGUAGAUAUCCAUUCUUCACGUUUUAUCAUAAAAAAGAAUGUACAUAAAUCUUCUCUAAGGGAGAAGAAGGAUAAGGCUGCCUCUUUGAUUUAGGCGCAUGUUAAAGGUAGGUUUUAUUAGAGAAGAUAUAUAUUUUGGAAAAAAAAGAACGAAGAAAAAUUAAGAAAAGUUAUUUUUAUAUAGUAAUGGUGGAAAAAUUAAUUGAAGCAUAUAAAAAUAUAGAAAUAGUUUAGAAUAACUCAUCGGUGCAAAUAAGUGAGGUUAAUUGGCGGUCGUACCAUUUUUAUUAUUACUAAUUAUUCAUAUAUUUUAUAUAGGAUUAGAUUGUUAUUGAUAGAUAGAAUGGGAGUAAUGAAGGGAGUUUUCAGAUUGUAUUUGAAUUUAUAGAAUUGCUCAACUGUAUUAAAUGAGGAUAUAUCAAAAGAAUCAUUUGAAUUUGAAUCUUUAAUGAAUUUAAUUAUCAGUAAUUUGAUUUAACUAAUCUAAAUUAAAGAUGAUCAUUUUAUUUUAGAUUUGUAAAACUAAAAUAUAAUUGAUAUUCCUCAUUUGAUGUUAUAAGUUUAUAUGAAGUUAAAUUUUAUAGCUACUAAUUAAUAUUAAUUAUUAAUACAUAUUAAAGAAGAAGCACAAUAGGAAUCACAGAAUUAAAUAGAGUAAUUAUAAUAAAAUCAUUAUUAAUAUUUAUAAACUGAAAACUAUUAGGAAAACAAAAAGAAGGAUAAUUAAAAUGAUUAGGAUAUUUAAGCAUAUAGUAAUCUGGUUGAAUAGUAAGUCAAUAUAUAUACUGCUGAAUAAUAUUGCUAAAAAAUAGAAGAAUCGUAAUCAUCAGAAGUAUAACAAAACAUUAAUUAAUAAUAAUCUUAUGAUGAAAAUACAAACAAAGAAAUAUAGAGAGAAAUAAUAGAAAACUAAGAUCAAAAUUCAAAAAUAUUGAAUAAUCAAAAUAUGGUUGAAAUCUAAGAUAAAUAAGUUAUAGAAUAACAGAUUUAAGAUAAUAAGACUUUCUAAAAUGAAAAUCGAUAAACUGAUAAAGAAUUUAAAGAUAAAUUAAUUCAAUUUGAUGAUUUGAAAAAUAAUUAAAGUCGUGAUACAAAAACGAAUUAAGAUCAAGAAGAUAAUAUUUAAUAAAACUAAACAACAGAUUAGAUCUAAUAAAUUUAUAUUUAAAAUCCUUAAAAUCUGCCAAUCAAGCAAAAUUCUGAGAUAAAAUCAAAAAUAAUCUUAGAUAUUAUUUAAGAGUCUCAAUAAUUUUAAUAAAGCUCUGAGAAUUUAAGCGAUGAAAAUAACUAGGAAAUACAAUAAACCUCUAAUCAAAUUAAUUAUAAUAGUAUAUAAUCGAGUAAUAAAGUAAAAUUGUUUGAAUCAACAUAAAUAAAUCAAAAUGAAGUAUCAUCUUCAUAAAGGUUAGUUUAUAAAUAACCUGAUUAAGAAGAGAUUUAAACGAAUCAAGUAGAUAUUAUUUAAAUGAACUUGAAUGAUAUAGAUGUGGAUUAAACGGAAUGUGUAAAAAGUUAGAAUUAAGGUCUUAAAUCAGUAAAAUAAGAUUUAUAAACUUCACCAAUUGAAUAAAAUUCAUAAAUGAAUUUAAGUUAAGAGAGGAUAGUAGAAAAUAAAAAAGAAGAGUUUGAGUUUAUGGAGAUUAAGGUUAAUAAACCAAUUGAAAUUUAACAAGCAAAUGAUGAAGACGAUCAAUAAGAAUAAAUAUUUUAAUCAGAAUAUAUAUAUUAUUAGAAUAGUAAUAUAUUCUCAUAAAAGAAUGAAGCAGACCCUUAAUCACAGAUUUAUAAAAAGAAGGAUAAUCAAAAUUAAUAGCAAUAACCUUCAUAAAUAGAUUUCCAUCUGCUUAAGAGUUGUGAAAGCAAUAUAUUUGAACCAGUAAAAUAUCUAAACUCUGGAGAACUAUUGAGUAGAACUAAUUUUCUUGUUUAAUUGGGAUAAUUGGAAAAAAUUGAGAAUGAGAACACCUCUUUAUUGAUUUCAGGAGACUUGAAAAAGGAAGUAGAGGAUUUACCAGAACCUGUAAACUUAAGAAAGAACAACAGCAAUCAAUAAGAAUAGUUUAUGGAGUCUUAAUCCUUUUUACGAAGAAUGCCUAGUGAUUUUAAGUCUCCUUUAAUGGAUGACACCCUAAAAUUGAGUGCAACAUUCAAAUUUUAAAUCAGUUCAGAGUUUAAGGCUUUUGAGAGUGGAUAAUUGAUUUCAUAAUUAUUUGAUAUUAAAAUUUAGUAGUAGGAUUCACUGGAGUACUCAUUAGAUGAAUCGCAAGAUUUACAACCUAUCUACAUCACAACAAUAAGAGUAGAUGAUAUUAAUGUAGAUGUAUUUUAAAUUAAGGAUUUGUUGAGGUUAAAAGACAAGAAUGAUAUUUAUCGAUAAUUUGAUUUCAAGAUCUCUAAAAUAUAGUAAUCAAACUGUGAUUAUAUAAUCUAAAAUUUAUUUGUGUACAUAAUUAAAAAUGGUAUUAAUUGCAUAGAAGGCAAUUAAAUAGUAAGAAUAUAAAGAUACUUAAGGAGAUUCAGAUUUAUUAAAUCAUGUGUAUUGACACUCUAUAGAGAAUCAAUUUUAAUUUGUUUAUUCAAAUCAUUUUUUGGGAUGAAGUUGAGUAUUUAUGGAUAAGUGUAAUAAGGAGUGGAGAUCAUGAUUGAAAGAAUGGGGAUUAAGAGUAGGAAAAUACUGGAAAACAAUUUUUACUCAAUUUGUCCAUUAGUAUUGUCUUCUGAGAUGGAAGUGGAGUAAAUGAUACUGACAGCAAUAAAGGCUUUUGAUUUUGAGAGUGAGUGA